AAUUUGGAAAAUGGAGAAAUGUUGAAGGAUGGGAGGAGUAGUCGUCAUUAACCCUCUCUUCUCUUGUUCACUCUUUGAUCAUCUCUCCCUAUCUUGAUCAGACUUGUGCGAGAAAUUGGAUCAUAAAAUUAACAAAUCUCUACGUAUCAACAGGGUUUCGAUAUUUGAUUGAUCUACAGAUCUAAAACAUCUAAAUCGCACAUGGGUUUGCCCUAAUUUCUUCAGAUCUCCAUCGUUUUCAUUUGGUAUCCUUCAGUAGCUCCACCAGAAAACAUACCCCUCACCCUGAAGAAGGCCUAACUUUUCAACUCAGGGAAAGUGUGAGAUUCAGUGGUUUUAGUGUUGUUCACAUCCAAAUUUUUUGGAUGGUUAGAAAUUGGUGUUAAGUUGUGGUGAGAUGAGGGAUGUUAUCAAGAUUCAUAAAUUUUCUUAAGGCCUGCUGGCGACCUUCUGAUGGUUCUGAUGCAGCUGGCAGGCAAGAGGGUCUUCUUUGGUUUAAAGACAUUGGUCAGCAUCUCAAUGGUGAUUACUCCAUGGCUGUGGUUCAAGCCAACAUGUUGCUUGAGGAUCAAAGCCAAAUUGAGUCAGGUCCAUUGACCUUUCUUGAUUCUGGUCCAUAUGGAACCUUUAUUGGUGUAUAUGAUGGUCAUGGUGGCCCCGAAACGUCUCGUUAUGUUAAUGAUCAUCUUUUCCAUAAUCUCAAGAGGCUUGCAUCGGAAGAACAUUCAAUAUCGGUGAAUGUAAUACGAAAAGCAUUUCAGGCAACAGAAGAUGGGUUUAUGUCUAUUGUUGCUAAACAGUGGACAGUGAAACCACAAUUGGCUGCUGUCGGAACUUGUUGUUUGGUUGGUGUGAUUUGUAGCGGGACCCUUUACAUUGCUAAUGUUGGCGAUUCACGUGCUGUUUUGGGAAGAGGUGUGAGGUCAACUGGGGAGGUUAUUGCCAUCCAACUAUCGAUAGAACAUAAUGCGAGCAUAGAGUCCAUUAGGCAGGAGCUCCACACUUUGCAUCCUGAUGACCCACAGAUUGUGGUUUUAAAGCAUAACGUAUGGCGUGUGAAGGGCCUUAUACAGAUAUCUAGAUCGAUAGGUGAUGUCUACCUAAAGAAGGCAGAGUUUAACAGAGAGCCAUUGUACGCCAAGUUCCGUCUUCGUGAUCCUAUCACACGCCCAAUAUUGAGUUCGGACCCAUCCAUAUCUGUGCAUCAAAUCCAACCACACGAUCAGUUUCUCAUAUUUGCAUCCGACGGUCUCUGGGAGCAUCUUAGCAAUCAAGAAGCAGUUGAUAUCGUCCAAAAUCACCCUCAUAAUGGAAGUGCCAAGAGGCUGGUGAAAACGGCGUUACAGGAGGCGGCAAAGAAGCGGGAGAUGAGGUACUCCGAUUUGAAGAAAAUCGAUAGGGGAGUAAGGCGACAUUUCCACGAUGACAUCACUGUCGUAGUUGUGUUUCUGGACUCAAAUCUUGUGAGUAAAGCAAGCUCGAAGGGCCCUGUGUUGUCUCUUAGAGGCGGUGGCGUCAAUCUCUCACCGAAAACUCUUGCACCAUUAUCGACCACCACGUAACUAGGUACCGCUUAAGUUUUUCCAGUUAUCAGCCACCAUCAUGUGGUGGAUAGAUUAAAGGGUAUUCCUGCUACCUUGAAAGUUAGCGAUUAUAAUACGGUGAUCGAAGGAAAAACGAGAGGGCCAAAGAGAUUUUGGACACGAAAAGCUUAUUUUGAAGCUAAUCCUUUUAUUCAGAUUCAUAUUUGUUACUAUCGUAUUUGCGUUGUUUUGGUGCAAGUAAGAAUAACAAACGACUCUUGUAUAGUUGUCGAUACGGGUAAUUACGUCGGAUAACAACUUACGUGUA
Cynara cardunculus var. scolymus (artichoke) is the source of this 1851-nucleotide messenger RNA. Its product is annotated as probable protein phosphatase 2C 60. NCBI's taxonomy places the organism in Eukaryota, Viridiplantae, Streptophyta, Magnoliopsida, Asterales, Asteraceae. Bases 405 to 1562 code for a protein of 385 amino acids. Gene Ontology annotation, molecular function: cation binding; protein serine/threonine phosphatase activity. The record is from RefSeq and is a predicted model, not a curated record. Gene Ontology annotation, biological process: protein dephosphorylation. The transcript is spliced from 5 exons.